CAAAAUAAAUGUCAAGUGAAAUGACCUUGCUUUUUGUAAACAACCUAAAUUUGAUAAAAAAAAAGUGUUCCUGGUUGUUGUGCAUAUUGAAAUAACAAUUUUCCGUUGAAAAGCUGUUAUAAUUUUCGGUUGAUACAAAAUGAAUAUCGAUUUCGAGACCAUGGCUGUUUUGGAAGAAGAAUCACAAAACGAGUCUGUGAGCGGCGGCAUAUUCGGCAGCGUGGGCGCUUCUAGUGCCGACGGCGGCGAGCGGCGCGAGGGCGGCAAGCGCGGGCGCCGGCCCGGCAGGAAGGCGCAGCUGGAUAAGCAGGACAUGAAGGCUAAACUGGAACGCAGCAGACAGUCGGCCCGCGAGUGCCGCGCGCGCAAGAAGCUGCGCUACCAGUACUUGGAGGAGCUAGUGGCUGACAGGGAGCGCGCCGUGCUCACGCUCAGGAAGGAGCUGGAUAAGUUCUACAAAUGGAAUCAGGAGUUAGACCAAGGCCGCAUGCCUGAAGGCAUCGAGGCGCUUCUGCAAGAAAUGGGAACUGUCAAGCAAGAGGACGCCAAACCAUUCUAGGCGUUAAGUUAAGUGACAUAAGGUUGGGUUUUAACUGCUUGCUGAUUUAGGGCUGAUUUUUUAAUGGUCAGAUAAAAGUUAUUUGGAGUUUAAUGCUGCUGACAGCAACAAUUUUAUUCCUCAGAUAACGUUUAUCCGACCAUUGAAUAAUCAGCCCUUAGAUUUGUAUGGCACUGGCAAGACUACGCCUAAUAGUUUUUAGGCGCUAUGUGCAGUCAAAUUUGUAUGACACUGAUAAUCUAUGGAAAAAAUGUCGAUUAGUAUAAACUUGUAACCAUGUAACUUGACCAAAGUACAUAGUCACUGUUGCUUUUGUGAAAGAAUGAUAAGAGAGGAUUUGGAACGCGUCCUUGCCGAGGUUGGCUGGUAGAAAAUGCUUUGAGCAUUAAGUCAACCUUUUGUAAACUAAAACUAAAGUAUAAUACUGGUCAAGAUGAAGUGUUUCCUAGUUUAACAGUGUCAUCACAAUGCGACUGUCAUCAUCAUCAUCAGCUAAUAAUCAUCCACUGCGACUAUAGAAACACAUUUCUAAAUUAAUUAGUAAACAGUUAAAACUAGACUAGUCUUUAUUUUAUUGGUCUUUUUUAUUUUCGAUGUGAAAUGUUUUGUUUUAUAUUUUCAUAUAUUUAGUAUCAUCGUUUCGUUAAUGUUAAUUUAAUUUUAAAGAGGACUUAUUAUUAAUGCGUUCUAUAUCUACGUUAUUUUUUAAUAGGUAUGUAAUAUAUAAAUUGUUGUUGUGUGUCCAACAUGUAUAUAUUUUAUUGAUGCCAUCACAGAUGGUAUACAUACUCGUCAACUAAGUGAUAAAAUCAAUUAGUUUUCAAUUUAAUUGUAAGUUAAUACCAUAGAUAGAAGUAUCUUUAUUUGUAACAUUUAUCGUUUUCGUUAAAAAUCGUAUAAACGAACUGUUCGGUUUGAAAUAAUCAAAAAAAUGUUUUCUUUAUUUUCUAAAUGGGGCUAGGCUUGUUGUAUUUUUUACAUCUUUCUAAAGGUUUUGAAAUGUUCUGUAGGUACAAUUUUUUAGGUAAUUUUUUUAACAAUUACUUUAAUUUGUAUUUUAUAGAAUACCUACAUGAUGUCGAUUCUGAAGGCAUUUUCAUUUACUUUUAGUGCUGUCAAACUAUACACAUUGCCAGCGAAAAAAUAGAUUUACGGCAAUGCUUA
Messenger RNA from Plutella xylostella (diamondback moth), 1723 nucleotides. It is a transcript of the gene REPTOR-BP, whose product is annotated as REPTOR-binding partner. Gene Ontology annotation, cellular component: nucleus. Lineage: Eukaryota; Metazoa; Arthropoda; Insecta; Lepidoptera; Plutellidae. The record is from RefSeq and is a predicted model, not a curated record. Gene Ontology annotation, biological process: regulation of DNA-templated transcription. Gene Ontology annotation, molecular function: DNA-binding transcription factor activity.